UCUCCUUUACGCACAGCCACACUGCGCACUCUCCCCGCCUCCGACAAGUAUUUGCGUAAACGCGCUCCUGUGCGGACUGACCUGCCUGCGUGCCCGUCCUCCCAGCAGCUUCUGAGAAAUUUCCCAGUGCGCCGCCUCGGUUUAUCCGCUUCUCCCAUUGCAGCCAACUAACUUUUGCAUUCUGUGGAUCUAAAAGAUGGACGUUUAGCCAAGAGGGGGAGACCAUUCCACGGACAUGUCGUGCCCGUAGUAUACUGCACCGCAAAGAGCUGCCAUGUAGCAACCUUCCGAAAUCACACCGACCAUGUACUUCUUUUUACUUGAAGGGGAAACCACAAAUGUAAUGUGAAGCUCUCGGUCGCAGCUCGGCUCUCAGCAAGUGCAUCUUUUCAGAGCGUCACAGAUCUUGCCGGUGACAUCUUUUCUUUUGUUUUUGUUUUUGUUUUUUUUUCGAGUGAGGAAGCCAAUGUGCUGUCGGUGGUUCUGCAGUUCGGUUCGGAUCUUGGAUUGAGUAGAUGGACGAAGGGAGCGGCUGGAGCCCCGAACCAGGGCAGCUGAAUCCACAUUCAUAGAGCCUGCGGUGACAUGUCACGGAUAGUUGUCCGUCUCCAAAGGUUAGGGUGUGAACUGAUGAGGUGGUUGACUUCUUCUUAAGCACACAGAGAGGAGAGACUCUUGUUUUCUGUCCACAGUGGGAAUUCAAGGUAACCCAGCGGAGUGUGACUGCCCAAGACAAGGAACAGAAUCUGCCGUCUACUUUAACAUGACCAAUAUGUGUCUGCAUACUUGAGUGGACCAACCAAGUCACGAUCACUGUCCCCUUUGUGUGAAGUAACAUGGACAAAGUGGUCAUCAGUCUCCUGCUUCUGGGAUUCACACUUACAAUGGUCCAUGCAUGUCCGAAAUACUGUGUGUGCCAGAACCUCUCAGAAUCUCUGGGGACGCUUUGCCCCUCCAAAGGUCUCCUCUUUGUCCCACCGGACAUUGAUCGGCACACUGUGGAGCUACGAUUGGGCGGCAACUUUAUCCUCAAGAUAACAACUCAGGACUUUGCCAACAUGACAGGUCUGGUGGACCUCACCUUGUCCCGCAACACCAUCAGCGCUAUCCAGCCUUUCUCCUUCAUAGACCUUGAGACCCUGAGAUCCCUUCACCUUGACACUAACAGAUUGACUGAGCUUGGGCCAGAUGACCUCCGAGGUCUGAUCAAUCUGCAGCACCUGAUCCUCAACAACAAUCAGCUAAGUCACAUCUCCAAAGCGGCCUUUGAUGACCUGUUGCUGACACUGGAAGAUUUGGAUUUGUCUUAUAACAAUCUACUCAGUGUGCCUUGGGAAGCGAUCCGCAAGAUGGUCAACGUUCAUCAGAUGAGUCUGGACCAUAAUCUCAUCUCUUUCAUUGCUGAGGGGACUUUUACCGAUCUGGAAAAACUGGCUCGUUUGGACCUUACAUCCAAUCGUCUGCAGAAGCUCCCACCGGAUCCUAUCUUUGCACGUUCCCAAACCAGCACUGGCAUGAGUACUCCAUACAUACCUCCAUUAUCUCUAAGCUUUGGUGGAAACCCAUUGCACUGUAACUGUGAGGUGCUUUGGCUUCGGAGGCUCGAACGAGAGGAUGAGAUGGAAACGUGUGCUUCUCCUACAAGUGUAAAGGGACGCUACUUUUGGUCUGUACGAGAGGAGGAAUUUGUUUGUGAGCCUCCCCUCAUCACACAGCAUACACACAAAUUGCUAGUGCUAGAAGGCCAAACUGCUAGUCUGCGCUGCAAGGCAGUUGGUGAUCCAAUGCCAACUGUGCACUGGGUUGCUCCUGAUGACCGACUGAUCAGCAAUUCCUCUAGAGCAACUUUGUAUGAAAAUGGCACCCUUGAUAUUACAAUCACAACAUCCAAGGAUUAUGGAACCUUUACAUGCAUAGCUGCAAAUGCUGCUGGGGAAUCCACAGCUUCCAUAGAGUUGUCUAUUAUUCAGCUCCCUCACCUUACAAACGCUACAAACCGCACUACCCAGUCCAAGUCUGGUCUUUCAGACAUAACUAGUUCAACCAAGAUCAGUAAAGGGGAGCCUAAGACGCUGCCUGAGAAUGUGGUAUCUGUGUCAGAAGUGUCCGCAGCUUCAGCCCUGAUUAAGUGGACAGUAGGCAACUCAACUCCAAAGGUCAAAAUGUAUCAGCUUCAGUACAAUUGCUCUGAGGAUGAAGUUCUCAUUUACAGGAUGAUUCCAAUGACUAACAGAGCCUUCAUAGUCACCAAUCUUGUCCCAGGGAUGCAGUAUGAUCUGUGCGUAUUGGCCAUCUGGGAUGACAGUGCCACCACCCUUACAGCCACCAACAUUGUAGGUUGUGUCCAGUUCAUGACCAUUGACGACUAUCCCCAAUGCCAGUCUCUUCACAGUGGUUUCUUGGGUGGCACCAUGAUCUUGGUCAUUGGCGGUAUCAUUGUGGCCACGCUACUUGUGUUUAUCAUCAUCCUCAUGGUGCGCUAUAAGGUGACCAGUGGCAUCCAGACUAUAAAGUUACCCAAUGUAAGCAAUACGUACUCACAGACCAACGGGGGUAUGAACAGGUUCAACGGUGCCCCGCCACAAGUCAAAUCAGCUGUGGUGGUCAUGCGUGAGGAAAUGGUCGAGUUUAAAUGUGGAUCCCUUCAGAGCAGUAUCUCAUCAUCGUCAUCCUCCUCCAACUCACUGGAUAGUCAAACAGGAAGAAGGGUUGGUGACUGCUACAGUAUGCAAGGAGCUGAAUGCAGCACCCUGCCCAGCAGCAAGUUCCGUAGGCAGAGGCACAGCCACAAACCACAACCAAACCUGGACCACCUUUUAGGAGCCUUCACCACAAUGGAGCUUCGUGGGAUAACCAGGGACCAUCAACCUGGCCCCUCCACAGCUACCAAUACUAUGAUUACAGGAGCUAUUGCGCCCCUAUCCGACAAAGAACCUCUACUUGGAAGAGCAGAGUCCACCACCAUGCUGGGCCGUCUCCUAGGGCUACCCCAGGAAGGUAAACCUAAAAGGAGCCAUUCCUUUGACAUGGGUCAUGUGGGAGCGACACAGUGCCGUGGCAGCUAUCCUCGCAGGAUCAGUAACAUUUGGACUAAACGCAGUUUGUCAGUUAAUGGCAUGCUACUACAGUAUGAUGACAAUGAGGAUGAUAAGCCUAGUUUUGAGGGCUCUGAGUGGGUGAUGGAGAGCACAGUCUGAGUACUAUUGGGCCAAUUAUACUGGACCACAAUAUACUUUUCCUAAAUCAUAAACUAAAGAAAUAUAAGCUCAGAAGGGAUGGAUGUUCCACAGGGGACCAGUGUUUGUGUAUGACAAGUCCAACCAUGUCAUUUUUCAACAACAAAUUUAACUCAGACAGUCUUCGACUGUAUAUACAAAAUAUUUCACCUUUCGCGAGUCUUGGAUUGCACAGCAAUGACCUGGAAUACUCUCCCUCUAUUUGGCACAUGAGAGUAUCACAAGCAAAGAGGGAAAAGAGAGGAGAAAUUCUGAGUGGAUUUACUGGGUCUUUAUCAAAUGAAUUGACUGCCAAGUGGAUUUGCCGCAGCUAUGGUGAAUGGGAUGUACUUUUGUGUGACCCACUGCGUGAAAUAAGACUACUGCCGCAGUUGAUCGAAGGACGUCAGGAUCACAAUUGUGGGGAAAAAAGUGACUUACAUUUUACUUUUAUCAUUUAUAAUAUUUAUUGUUUUGAGUAUUGCACCGAGUAACUGAUGUGCAACUCGCUUAUCACUGUUAUCCAGCAGAAUCAAAAUAUCACAAAAGGUACGAUUCAUAGAGCCAUUUCAUACCACAUUAUGUACACCCACUGCAAUUUUUAGUCGUAUACAGUAAUAGACCAAGCACAAUAUUUACCAAAUGGCCCCAUUGUCAAGAUAAAGUACCAGAUUGGAACACAUCAAACCUUGCUUUAUACUUUGGUAAUGUAUGCUUUGUGGGUUUUAACAGGAAAAUAAUUAAACUGAAACUGCACUCCCAAUAGACAAGGUCAUAAAUGGGUCGAAGUAGGACAGAUAAUAACUUGUUUGCACACGAUUCAAAGAAAUGUAGCACACAACAGGUCAAAACAUUUUUAUCUAAUCUGUAUUGACAUUCAUUUGCUUUGUAUUCCACGAUUAAGGCUGGUGACAAUGGUCAGAUGAAUCAGAGUAACAACAUUUUACACGGUUUAUUUUUGGUAAUGCAACGAUGGGGAUAUUGCAGCCUGGCUAGGUUAAAAAUUAGCCCUGUAUUACAAUAACUGGAGCAAAAAUUUAAAAAAAAACAAACAAACAUGCAGAUCAUGGGCAAAGGUUCUCGAAACUGUUAAACCAGAUGGCAUGGAACAAAAAGGCAAAGAAAGAGUUGCUAUGUUAUACAUUGUUUGAGUUCGUUUAUCCAGCCGAGCUACAGUAUUUAGCAAUCAUUCUCUUUCAUUCAGAGCUGUAAAUUACAUCUACUUGUAAUCGGUGGCUAUUCAGAAUUACAGUCUGAGAUAUAUCCACUUCCCAUUUUGAUGCCUUUCUUAAUAUCCUAUGGUUUUUGCUGCAUCUGGUUCUGUUGGGUGUUUAUACAUUUGUUUUUAUUGUUUUGAUCCCUAGGUGUAGCAUUCUGUAUAUUGGCAUAUUUUCUACAAAUAACUGGGUGGAAUGUAAAAGUGAGGAUGUCAUUUGGUCGUGUUUUUAUUUUCACUGCAAGCAAACAGUGAAGGUGCUUUACUGUGGUGUACUAUUGGUCGUUUCUAGCUGGCUCAGUGAAACAAGAGAAGCGGGAAACUACAUGAUCCAUUAAAAAAAAAUCACCCAAAUGGUAAAAAACAAAUAAAUACAUAAAUAAUUCUUGCUGACAGACAUUGUCUUUUUCCCCCCUUAAUUAAUAGUCAUAAAAUUGUAUGUUACGGUACCUCUUGCCUCCACUGAGUUGGUGUCACCAAAAAGACAAGAAGUGACACCAAUGUUGAUACCUUUGUAUUUUGUGAAUGGACAAUUUAACUUACUAGUUCUAUUUGUGUCAUCUUGUAACAUACCGUUUCACGCUGCUAAGAAUACAGUUGUGUGCGUGACAUGGCUUAGUCAUGAUUCUAAGAAUCAAGGAUUAAAAAAAAACAAGAACAAAUGU
Molecule: messenger RNA, 5096 nt
Organism: Phycodurus eques (leafy seadragon)
Lineage: Eukaryota; Metazoa; Chordata; Actinopteri; Syngnathiformes; Syngnathidae
Product: leucine-rich repeat and fibronectin type-III domain-containing protein 2
Exons: 5
Coding region: 837-3197 (786 amino acids)
Cellular component (GO): cell surface; postsynaptic density membrane
Molecular function (GO): protein binding
Source: RefSeq, a predicted model, not a curated record